AUGAUAAACCUGGGGACUUUUCUUAGAAUCAGACCGUUAGAGCAGAAGCAUAAACUGAAAGAAGACUACUACUCAAUAUCAAGAGGCAGGGAAGAGGAGAAAAACUCUCUAUAUGGGGAUAAGUCUGUUAUUACAAUUCAUGACCCCUUGAAAAGAUCAAAGGAUUAAUUUGACUUCAAGUUUGACAAGAUAUACACUCAGGAUAAAUCGAAUGCUGAUGUAUACAAAGACCAUUCUAGGUUCACAGACAUGCUGUUAAAUGAAGGCCUUAACGAGAUUAUGAUUUCAUUCGGUCACAAGGAGAGCGGAAAGACAUUUACAAUAUAUGGGGAGAAUAAUUUCUAGCUUGAAAAAAAUCUAACUGACUUGAGAAUUGAGGAGUCUGAUGAUUCCAGAGGUCUAGUCCUGAGAACUGCUCAUGAUAUACUAAAGAGAGAUCCUGGAGCUAGGAUAAGCAUCUCAUUUGUUGAUAUUGUGAUGGACAACAUUAGAGAUCUUCUCAAGUAUAUUAAGAGAGAGAAGAAGACAAAUAUUACUCACGGCUAAAAUCUAGCCAUUUAUGAUGAUCCAAGCAAAAUGGGCUACUAGAAAUCAGCUCAUCAGUCGUAAGAAUACAGCAUCUCACAGGCAUAAAAUAUUGAGAAAGAAUUUAUUGAAGUGCAUGAAAGGCCAGGGAUAAACGGAUCUCACUAUUAUCUAAAAAACUUGACAGUUUUAGAAAAUAUGAAAGAUCUAAGUGAUAUUGCCUUUUAUUUGGAAAAAGGUGCAGCUCUAAGUGAAUAGCUUAACAAGAAGCUAAACUAUACUCCAGGCUUGAGAGCUACCUAAAUUUUCCAUAUGCAAGUUAGAGGUUCUCAAUCACAUAAAGAGUCUCAAUUGAUCUUUAUUGAUAUGCCUGACUAUGAUAAACUUCAAACUAACAUUAUAGAUAACUAGAAACUUUAUGAGUCAAUUGUUAUCAACAAUACUUUUAACACAAUAGCUUAGAUUAUUGGUGGUUUAAAUAAUGGGUAGUACAAUGUGCAGGAUGCUCCUUAUGAAAAUUCUAAAGUCACUAGAAUUAUAUAAUCAAUGCUGCAACAAUCUCAUCCAUCCUAGUAAAUCAAUAUCACGUUCUUAUGCUGCAUUUGGCCAACUGAGUCCAGAUAUCAAGAGAUUAUGAAUACUAUGAUGUUCUUGGAUAAAAUUCAAACCAAGAAAAAUAUGAUGGGGAAAACUGAAUAUAGAGGUGAGAUGAGUACUAACUAAGAAAAGAUCAUGCAAGAGAUUUCAAAGGAGAAUGUAGAAAUCAAAUUCAAGAUAGACUCAUUUAAGAGAGAGCACGUGAAUAAACUCAAUGAUCUUAAACAAAAGCUUGGACUUGAUAUUGCUUUGGACUCUAUUUUAAAGCAAAAGGGCAACCAAAGAGAGCUAUAAAUCAUCAAGGAUCAUAAAGAGGCUAUAGAUAAGACAGAGACUUACUCAAAGUAGAAUAAAGAUAUUGAGAAGAGAGUUGAACUAAUUCAGCAACAGAUUCAAGACAAUGAAUUUGCUAGAAGAGAGAUUUAAGAAAACUUUUCAUAAAAAUACUACAUCUUGCAUAAAAAGAUUGACAAGCUCAGAGAGGAAUAUAAAUAAAGUGAAAUGGAAUUAGACAAUACCUUAAGAGGUUAGAUGAAUGAUAGAAAUGAAGAGCUUCAAAAAAUUCUAAACAACACUCAUGCUAUGCUCAUUGAGAAUUCAGGACUUGUGGAAUAGCUGAAUGAAACCGUAGUAAAAAAGACUUAAACUAAGGACCUUCAGUCUAAAAGAAUUAAUUUUAUGAAGGAUGAGGGGAAGCAAAAUGCAGAGGAUACCUAUAGAAAGCUAUUACAACAAUAAGAAAAGGAAUUCGAUCAGCAAAUUAAAAUCAAUAAAGAGAAGUAAGAAUAUCUUUUAAGAAAGAAGGAAGAGGAGAUCUAAAAAUCAGCUGAUGAUUUCAAAAGUUUCCAUGAAAAGAUUAAGAAUGAUUAAAACCAAGCUAGAACAGAGAUUAUGAAGCUUUAUAAUAUUGUAAAGAAGCAAAACUAAAUCUUGACUAAUGUUGAGACUGGUGUCUAUUCUUAAACUGCUAAGAAAAUUAGAUUUGCCUCAGAGCAGAAGCCAGAUUUACCUGAGAAGCAAAAGUUCAAAUUCUUAUUCUCUACUAUUGAAAAACAAAAUCAAAAGGGAAGACUUGGAUAGACUUCGUAGAGUUUUAUAACUGGAAAUAACAAUUUCAACUAGCAGCUGAACAACAUUGCUUAAAGCAUCGAGGAGCAAGAGAAUACCCAAGACCUUCUAAAUAAGAAGGUUGAAACAAUGGUAAAUCCUGAGGAACUUAGAAAGUUAGUUAAAGAUUUAAUGCAAGAGCUAGCCAAGCACUCAGCAAGUCACCCACAAAUCUUAAAGGGUGAAAAUGUUGAGCAAAUCUUAUAGGAUACUGAGAAACAUAAGAAGGAAUAUGAGAAGGCAAGCAAUAAAAACAACGAUGUCAAGAUUUAAAUAGAGGCGCAAAAGAGAUUCUUAGAGAGAAUUCAGCUUGAAAAAAUUAUGGUGCCUGGACAGCCUAACCUUAAUAAAUGA
Molecule: messenger RNA, 2583 nt
Organism: Stylonychia lemnae
Lineage: Eukaryota; Ciliophora; Spirotrichea; Sporadotrichida; Oxytrichidae
Source: the annotation of a GenBank genome assembly